Messenger RNA from Aspergillus welwitschiae, 1719 nucleotides. Its product is annotated as ferric reductase family protein. Gene Ontology annotation, biological process: iron ion transport; copper ion import; intracellular iron ion homeostasis. NCBI's taxonomy places the organism in Eukaryota, Fungi, Ascomycota, Eurotiomycetes, Eurotiales, Aspergillaceae. Bases 1 to 1719 code for a protein of 572 amino acids. Gene Ontology annotation, cellular component: plasma membrane. Gene Ontology annotation, molecular function: ferric-chelate reductase activity. The transcript has 5 exons. The record is from RefSeq and is a predicted model, not a curated record.
AUGGAUAUAGUCUAUAUCUAUGCUAUCAUCGCCAGCAGUAUCUUCGUUUGCCUUUCCUUGAAGCACUGCCUGUCUUUCCUCGCCCAAUGGAAGAGUUUACUGUCUGUCAUUUAUCAUCGACACCUGGUGUUGCCUUGUGUUAUUCAUAGGCAUCGCUUCUGCGGCCCAUGGACCAGAGCUGGUGUUUUACUUAGCUUGCUAUGCGCUUUUCUUAAUAUAUUCUCAAUUUUCUUUGGCAUAGGUUCAUGGAACGAGUCUGGUUCCAGGGCUGGGAAACUAUCUUUGAUCAACCUGAUUUUCCCUAUGUCUGCAAUUCACUUGAGCUACUCAGCUGACAUUUUAGGAAUAGCAUUGAGCACGUGCCAGAAGAUUCAUCGCAUAACUGGCUGGACAGCUCUUGCCCUGAUGUCGUUUCACAUAUCUAUGACUGUCCAAGCCCGAGGGUUUACUUUUUCGCUCCGUGAGCUACCCAAUCUAUUUGCGAUCCUUGCUGCAAUAUCAUUGUUAAUAAUGAUCAUUACCUCCAAUCGAUGGUUUCGUCAAUGGUCUUAUGAGAUCUUUCUCCGCGGACACCAAUUUCUGGCCGGAUUUUGCGUCUACAGUACCUGGCAACAUCUGAAAUCCAGUCGGUCGAGGUUAUAUCUAUUGAUUGCAUUGGGGCUACUUGGGCUGAACCUUUUGCUGCAAUUAACGACCCUUCUAUAUCGAAACGGUCUAUUCGCGAGGCGUGGUUCUCCUAGAGCCAUAGUAACAUUUAGCACGAAUAAAGCUGAGAACAGCGGACUCCUGGUAAAUGCCAUUCAUAUCCGCAUUUCUCUACCACGCCCCAUCAGGGUCGAGCCAGGACAGUAUAUCAAUAUCUGGAUGCCAUCAGUUAGUCUAUGGUCAUGGACGCAAUCUCAUCCUUUCACAGUUGUCUCCUGGUCGAAGGAUGCACAGAACAGCAUUGAGCUUUUAGUGCAGCCAUGUAGUGGCUUGACGGCCGAUCUUUGCCGCUAUGCUCCAGAUGCUGCUGGUAGUUCCUUAUCAUUCCUGGCCUUGUUCACUGGUCCUCAUGGAUUGAGUGAAGAUGUCGGCCGAUAUGAAACCAUCCUAGUGCUUGCCAGUGGCUCUGGAAUUGCGGCAGUGAUCCCUUAUCUGAAGAAAACAAUAUACGGAUAUAAUACCUGCACGUCACAAGCCCGGCGGCUACAUCUGGUGUGGCAGGUAGAAUCGAUCGACAAGAUGACUCCAGCUCUGGCUAUGCUCAAUAACUUGUUGAAAGACGAUAUCAUGGACGACGGAUAUAUACUGCAUAUCUCUAUCUAUGUCCGGUACGGCCUUGAGCAGAAUAUAUUCGCAGUUGGCCGUCACAAGAGAGUACGCAUUUACCGGGAAGUUCCCAAUUAUCGAGCCAUUAUCUCGCUGGAAACAUCCGGCGAUCUAAUUAAGAGACUGCCUAACACCUGCGACCAGCGGGGUGAUACCUUAGUGAUGAUCUCUGCGACAGACAGUCUUCGGGAUCAUGUGAGGGACACGAUACGUGAGAACUUUCAUAAGGGGGUGAGGAUCUCAGAGCAAGAGUAUCAGCCCAUCAUGGAAUCUGGAUUGGAUCAAUGUUCGAAAACCCGCAUCAAGUCUGAUUCCACUAAUGACACGCGCCAUUCGGAGUGGGACGAAUUGACUUUGGUAGGGUCGAAUGAGAAAGCUUCCCGGAUGCAAAAGAAAUCUACGUACUGA